Molecule: messenger RNA, 1845 nt
Organism: Rhizophagus irregularis DAOM 181602=DAOM 197198
Lineage: Eukaryota; Fungi; Glomeromycota; Glomeromycetes; Glomerales; Glomeraceae
Biological process (GO): lipid metabolic process
Source: RefSeq, a predicted model, not a curated record
UAUAAAUAUUACGAAUACAAAUACAUUAUAUAAUAUAAACCUAUUUAAAAAUUAUUGUAAAAAUAUGUCUGAAAUUAUUGAAGUAAAAGAGUCAAUCAAUUCUGAAGAUAAAAAGUUUGAUUGGUCAGAUGAAGAAAUUCUAAUGGAUUAUAGAAUUGAAGAUUUAUUUUAUGGUCAUCAUUCAGGUUUAUCUCUUGGUCGAGCAACUUCUAUUAUUCGUUCACGUGCUCAAUCGGCUUAUCUGGUUUACAUUGUUCGUGUCAUCAAAUAUUUAUAUGUCGCUAUAUAUAUGGAUUGGACUAUAAUAUUUAGACAUCCUGUCAAUUUUUUUCUUUUGGUUACAUUCUUUACGACUUCUAUUGCUUUAUUAUUCGUAUCAGCAUUAUUUCUUCCGGGUUAUAAAUUUUGUCGUGAUUUAUUUCGUUCUAAACGUAAUACUGUUAUGAAUACUUGGAGAGAAAUUUCACUGAAAACGAGUCCCAAUAGUGAUUUAAGAAAUGAUUUAAAAGAAGGAAUGAAAUUAUUAGGAAAUAAUAAAAAUGAAACAAAACCAUUGAAUUAUAAAGGUGAAAAUAAAAUUGGCGCAUUGGGUGAAAGAGAAAAUUUAAAAAGAAUUAGUAAACUCAAGGCAUUACUUUUUUUCUCUACUUUGGUUUAUAAACGUGAAUCAGAAAUCACUUCCGUAAUUCAAGGAUGUGUUAGAAAAUUAAAAAGUAAAUUAAAAUAUGACGAUAUCGGGGAUCAAAAAGUUUAUAAAAAUGUUUAUGAAAAAUUAUGUAAAUAUGAAAAGAAAGAAGAAAAUGGAAGAAGGAAUAAUAACAACAGCAACAACAACAACAACAACAACAAUAAUUACACAUUUGAAAAUAUAGAACAUAAAAUUCGGGAUAUGAUUGGUCAAGAUGAAGAACCAAUUAAAGAACAAAUAAAAGAAUUUGAUCUUAAUUUUACUUCUAUCUCAGAAUUAAAUACUGAUGAUGGUGGUUCAUUUUGUGGAAUGUUUUGGUCUAUUAAAGAAAAUUUUAUUAUUAUAUCUUUUAAAGGUACAACUCCAACUAAUUUUGCCGAAUGGUUAGGUAAUCUUACUUUUCAAUGUGUCGAUGCUAGAAAUUAUCUUUUUGGUCAAGUUCAUAGAGGUUUUUAUAAUUAUUUAUUUCCAAUAGAUGAAGAAAGUGCUGGUAAAAAUUAUCCUUGUCAAAAAAUUAUUGAAACAAUUAAUUGUAAAGCUAAAUCUCUUAAAAAUAUUAAUGGUAAAAAAGUUAAUUUAUGGAUAACUGGUCAUUCUCUUGGUGGUGCUCUUGCAACUUUAUUUUAUGCAAGAUUAUUAAAUAUUAAUUAUACUCAUGAUUCUUGGGAACUUCAAGGUGCUAUUACUUUUGCAAGUCCUGCUGUUGGUGAUAUUAAUUUUUCUACUCAACUUGCUUCUUUAAUAAAUGAUCCUAGAAAUUUAGCUAAACCAUUAUGGCGUAUAGUAUUAAAUGAUGAUUUUGUACCAAAAAUGCCUUAUAGAGCUUGUAAUAAAAGAAUGAGGAAAUAUGGUUAUCAUUAUAAUGUAUUAAUGAAUUAUGCUCAAGUUGGUGAUAAAAUCACUUUUUAUGGUGGUGAUCAUGAUCCAACUUCUAUUAAAGAUUUUUUUAAUCAUAAUGAAAAUAUUAUUGAUAAUAAUAUUACUGAACAUAUCAAUCGUCUUAAAUCUUUUUGUAAAAAUUAUUGUAAAGAAAAGAAGAAUAUAUCUUUUAGUAUUUUUAGACAUCGUCAUGGUUCAAAUAGUUAUUUUAGAGCUUUAAUUGAUUAUGAAAAGAAGAUUAGCAAAAAAUAAUGGUUUGGAAGUUUGGAAGUUUGGAA